Molecule: messenger RNA, 1485 nt
Organism: Puma concolor (puma)
Lineage: Eukaryota; Metazoa; Chordata; Mammalia; Carnivora; Felidae
Source: RefSeq, a predicted model, not a curated record
AUGCGGGGCGGGCUGGACGCCGAGCUGGGGGCCGAGCGGCUGCGCUGCGGGUCCCCCGCUCACUUCAGCUGCAGACACGUUGUUUUUUUGGCCAUCGUAGGAGUAGAUUCAGCCACCUGGGAAGAAUUUCAAGAACACGUCUUGCAAAUUGGUGAACUAAACUCUAAUUUGACCCUUGCAAGGGUCCAAUUUCAGAAGCUUCAGCAGCUCCGCCUUACGCAGUACCACGGAGGAUCCUUACCAAACGUGAGCCAGCUGCGGAGCAGCGUGCCAGAGUUCCAGCCGUCCCUGCACCAGGCUGAUAGCGCACGGGGGACCCGCCACCAUGGGCUGGUGGAGAGGCCGGCCAGGACCCGCUUCCACGCGCUCCACCGACGGUCUGGGGACAAGCCGGGACGACAAUUUGAUGGUAGUACUUUCGGAUCCAGUUACUCCUCACAGCCCCUGGAUGAGAGUUGGCCAAGGCAGCAGCAUCCUUGGAAAGAAGAAAAGCACCCUGGGUUCAGGCUGACAUCUGCACUUAACAGGACCAACUCUGAUUCCGCCCUUCACACGAGUGCCCUGAGCGCCAAGCCCCAGGACCCCUAUGGAGGAGGGGGCCAGUCGGCCUGGCCUGCCCCAUACAUGGGUUUCUGUGAUGGUGAGAACGACGUACACAUUCAGUCCCUGUCAGGGCGCCCUCGGUCCUGUGAUGUUGGAAGCGGCAGUGCUUUUCCACACAACGGCCAAAACAUAGGCCUCUCCCCUUUCCUGGGGACCCUGAAUACCGGGGGGUCGCUGCCAGACCUAACCAACCUCCACUAUUCUGCGCCCCUGCCGGCCUCACUGGACACCAGUGACCACAUCUUUGGUAGUAUGAGUGUGGGGAACAGUGUGGGCAACCUGCCAGCCGCCAUGACUCACCUGGGCAUAAGAAGCUCUUCCGGCCUCCAGAGCUCUCGGAGCAACCCCUCCAUCCAGGCCACGCUCAGCAAGACUGCACUUUCGUCCUCCCCGAACAGCCACCCACAGACACCCGCGCCCAGCGCCUCUGCCCUUCACCCUUCCCUCCGGCUCUUUUCCCUCAGCAACCCGUCUCUCUCCACCACGGCCCUGAGCGGCCCCUCUCGGCGGCGGCAGCCCCCGGUCAGCCCCCUCACGCUGUCCCCCGGCCCCGAAGCGCAUCAGGGUUUCAGCAGACAGCUGUCGGCCACCAGCCCGCUGAACCCCUAUCCCGCCGCCCAGGUGAGAACAGACUCUUGGCCCCGAACACUGAGGCACGCAGGGCCUGGAGUCGAAGACUCGAGUACCAGCCUGUUCAAAGACCUCAGCAGUGCGCUGGCGGGCAUGCCCGAGGCCAGCCUGCACACGGACACUCCAUUUCCUCUGGAAGAAGAGCUCCAGAUCGAACCCCUGAGCCUGGACGGACUCAACAUGCUAAGUGACUCCAGCAUGGGCCUGCUCGACCCCUCUGUUGAAGAGACGUUUCGGGCUGACCGACUGUGA